Oldenlandia corymbosa var. corymbosa is the source of this 1075-nucleotide messenger RNA. NCBI's taxonomy places the organism in Eukaryota, Viridiplantae, Streptophyta, Magnoliopsida, Gentianales, Rubiaceae. The record is from the annotation of a GenBank genome assembly.
UCUGGGUGUCCCCCCCCCCUCCCCCACGCCAGGCCCCCCAGAAACGGAUAGAACCCUAAUUACCAAAUCCAUCCAUCUCUUUCAAAAACCAAAAGGAAGAAAAACCAACAACAAUGGCCCCACGGCCCCCACUUUUCUGGACUCCUCCUCCUCCUACGCCGGCAACGACGCCGUUUCUUACGGCCUCCACCUCCAGUUCCAAUGGUACCUACCUUACUGUUUCAUCCCCUGCACCGCCGAACCCAACGGAGCUCCUCCUCCAGAUGAACCCAAUUCAGCUACCUCCAGAACACUCACCUCUUCCCCUGCCUCCACCGCCUCCGUCUGCGGCGGAGAAGACGCAUGACGGCGGCAAAGGUAAAGACGCCCGCCACAAGAGAACUGUCAAAAGAGGCGGCCACCGCGUGCGGCUGCCGGCGCUCUGCGCCGCCAGAAUCUUCCAGCUUACUCGCGAGCUAGGAAACCGCACGCAUGGCGAGACAGUCGAGUGGCUUCUCAGCAAUGCUCACCUCCCUCCUCCUCCUCCUCCAGGCAUCGCCACCGCCGCCGUCGGAGCCGCCGCGCCAUUUAUGGCUCCGGGACUCCUGACGCCGAAGAAGGAAUUCGAGAUGUUUCCAAUCACGACGGAAGGGCUGCUGGAUACGAUGUCGUUUACUUCACUGCUGAUGCAAACAGGAAACGUUGGAUGCGAGGAAAACGGCGUCAUCUAGAAAAGUUUUGUUGUAUUUUGGAUUUCCCCAAUUUUGAAGCUCCAUUUUCGUUUGACUCGAAGUGGACUAACGGGGGGGCCACUGGUUGACUAGUCUUUAUUUUUUAUCCUGUGACCGUACCGUUUGUUUGUUAAGGAUCAAUCAAAUAGGAGUAGUACAAUAGAGAGGAGGGAGAUUAGAUUCCGGUAGGGGGACCACGUUUAUGUGGUAAUCAUUUGUAUAAUUUUUCUGUUUAGCUCUUUAGUGUAUCAGUGCUUAGUAAUAAUAGUAAGCUUUUCUUCUCUAUUCAUGUUUUUCGGAUGUUUUGGCUAUUUUGUUGACCAAACCAAACUAUGAUGAAUUUCGAAGAAUAUCAAUCGUGUUUC